Molecule: messenger RNA, 946 nt
Organism: Labrus bergylta (ballan wrasse)
Lineage: Eukaryota; Metazoa; Chordata; Actinopteri; Labriformes; Labridae
Product: olfactory receptor 4E2-like
Biological process (GO): G protein-coupled receptor signaling pathway; detection of chemical stimulus involved in sensory perception of smell
Cellular component (GO): membrane
Molecular function (GO): odorant binding; G protein-coupled receptor activity; olfactory receptor activity
Source: RefSeq, a predicted model, not a curated record
AUGAUCAACUCCACACAUGGCUCAUAUUUCACUCUGGGAGCCUACAUGGAAACAGGGCUUCUCAAAUAUCUCUUUUUCCUGAUAACUCUGACUUUGUAUGUUUUAAUAAUCUGUGCGAACCUGUUCCUCAUCGUGGUGAUCUGUAUGAACAGAAGUCUUCAUGAACCCAUGUACAUCUUCCUGUGCAGCCUGUUUGUAAACGAGCUGUUUGGUAGCACAUGUUUGUUUCCUCUCCUCCUGGUUCAGAUUCUCUCAGACGUUCACACUGUGUCUGCUCCUCUCUGUUUCCUGCAGAUCUUCUGCUUGUACUCUUACGGGGCAGUCGAGUUUUUUACUUUAGCCAUCAUGUCUUAUGACAGGUAUCUUGCUAUUUGUUAUCCUCUACAUUAUAACACAUGUAUGACCCCCAAUAAGAUUUCUAUGCUCACUGCUCUGAUCUGGCUGUACCCAUUCUUUAUCAACGCUGUCAUCGUGUUUGGUCUGACCUUUCCUCUGCAGCUGUGUGGGAACAUCAUCAACAAAGUUUAUUGUGACAACUAUUAUGUGGUCAAACUGGCGUGCUCUGACACAACGCUCAAUAAUGUGUUUGGACUUAGUCACAUGUUUACGGUGAUCUUUGGUCUUAUCGUUCUAAUCAUUUACACGUACAUCCGGAUCCUCCACGUGUGUUUCUGUGGAUCCAAGCAGACAAGGCAGAAAGCCGUCAGCACCUGCACACCUCACCUGGCCUCUCUGCUCAACUUCUCCUGCGGCUGUUUCUUUGAGAUCGUCCAGAGCAGGUUCAACCUUUACAAUUUACCAAAUAUGUUGCGUGUUUUUUUGUCCUUAUACUGGCUCACAGGCCAACCACUUGUUAACCCUUUGCUGUACGGGUUGCAGAUGUCUAAAAUACGCAUGGUCAGUAAAAGUCUGUUCUUUCGUGAAACUCAGUGACCAAACGUAGAAA